UUCUACCAGAAUAUUAGUCCAAAGCAGCCACCAAAAAUUGUGACCUUAAGGAAUUAAGGUCAAACCUGCAACCAGUAUCAAAACCGUGUUUAAAUUGUUUUGGUUAUUGUUGUGCGUUUUGCUUCGCCAUUCACAAACCAACGCCAAAGAGAAUUAUGGGAGUGACAUCCAAAAUCGCUCCUUCGAUGCUUUCAUCGGAUUUCGCCAAUUUGGCUUCCGAAGCUCAUCGUAUGCUCAACUAUGGCGCUGAUUGGCUUCACAUGGACAUCAUGGAUGGGCACUUUGUCGGUAAUUUAACUAUCGGCGCUCCAGUCAUUGAAAGUUUGAGAAAGCACACAAAGGCGUAUUUGGACUGUCAUCUGAUGGUUACAAAUCCUCUUGAUUAUGUUGAACCUUUCGGAAAAGCUGGUGCUUCUGGUUUUACAUUUCAUAUAGAGACAUCAAAAGACAACUGGAAAGAACUUAUUGAAAACAUUAAGUCACACGGCAUGAGGCCUGGCGUAGCGAUAAAACCUGGGACAUCUGUAGAAGAGGUUUAUCCGCUGGUUGAAGCUGAAACUCCUGUGGAAAUGGUUCUUGUGAUGACUGUAGAACCUGGAUUCGGAGGACAAAAGUUUAUGCCAGAGACGGUGUAUGAUACUUUACUUAUAUUUUGGUUAAUUUCCCCCUCUUUUUCAAACCAGGUACGGAUACUGAGGAAGAAGUAUCCAGCACUUGACAUAGAGGUUGAUGGUGGUUUAGGGCCUUCAACCAUAGACAUGGCUGCAUUAGCGGGAGCAAAUUGCAUUGUUGCCGGAAGUUCAGUAUUUGGAGCCCCUGAGCCAGCUCAAGUAAUAUCCUUACUGAGAAAUUCUGUUGAGAAAGCCCAGUUAACAUAUUAAUUUGCUUGUAUUUAUAUAUUAAGAUAUUAUCAUGAAGGCGUACAUUUUGAAUUCGAGAGAACAGAUCCGAGAGAUAAGAGGGAUGAGUAGUAAACUAUUUUCAUAAAUAAUAGGAUAACAAUUAAAUAGCUAGACGGUCGAGGGCAGAGACCUCUCGUUGAGCUUAACUAAAUUAUUCAAUCCAUCAAAGUCUAUUCAUAAAUAAUAACAUAACACAUAUUCAUCAA
Cicer arietinum (chickpea) is the source of this 1108-nucleotide messenger RNA. RefSeq names its product ribulose-phosphate 3-epimerase, cytoplasmic isoform-like. The record is from RefSeq and is a predicted model, not a curated record. NCBI's taxonomy places the organism in Eukaryota, Viridiplantae, Streptophyta, Magnoliopsida, Fabales, Fabaceae. Gene Ontology annotation, biological process: pentose-phosphate shunt; carbohydrate metabolic process. Gene Ontology annotation, molecular function: D-ribulose-phosphate 3-epimerase activity.